GUGUGUAUACCCUUGUGAAGGAAAUUCUGAGAGAGAAGAGGAGAAGAGGGGAAUGCAGGGGAGGGGAGAUAGGACUGGAGAAGAAAUAUAGAACAAGGACUCCUCCCACCCCCAGGGAAGAGCAGAGAGAGGGAGAGUCCUGGAGAAGGAAUCUCAUCCUAAACCCUAUGGAAUAAGUGUUUUGAUUGCCUUUUAGUAAGGCAGAGCACAGUGACUGAAGGUGUUUCUGACGACAAAGCUGUGUUCUUUUGCUACACACUAAUGGGUCAGAGGAGACCAAGCAGGCAGGGGGUAGGGUGGAGGAGGACAUCUUAGAGGGGAACUGGUGAAAGGGGUCUUGAAGAAGGGGUGACUACAGAGAUGUGGGGAAACAGGUAGGGGAAGCAAGGUGAAGAUAGGACCAGGGCUUGGAAGUGGGAAGAGGUGGUUUGGGGUUGGGUGCUAAACUUAGACCAGCAUGGAGUCCUGGAAAGUACAUGGGCUUGGAAUCAGACUAACUCAGAUUCAAAUCCCUGUUCUGCUGUGUGACUCUGGACAAAAGACUUACCCUUUCUGUGCCAUGGUUUGUAAAAUAUAGGGAUAAUAAUUGCUACUGGUCAGGGCUGCAUAAAUGACAGGCAAAUGGUGGGUUUCCCUCCCUGCCUCCCUCCACCCCAGGGCCCAGGUAGGGACCAUGUCCCCUGCCAUCGCUCUGGCCUUCCUGCCACUCGUGGUGACAUUGCUUGUACGGUACCGGCACUACUUCCGACUGCUGGUGCACACAGUCUUGCUGCGGAGCCUGCGAGACUGCCUCUCAGGGCUGUGGAUUGAGGAGCGGGCCUUCAGCUAUGUGCUCACCCAUGCCCUGCCUGGGGACCCCGGUCACAUCCUCACCACCCUGGACCACUGGAGCAGCCACUGCGAGUACCUGAGCCACAUGGGGCCUGCCAAAGGUCAGAUCCUGACGCGGCUGAUGGGAGAGAAGGCCCCUGCUUGUGUGCUGGAGUUGGGCACCUACUGCGGGUACUCCACACUGCUUAUUGCCUGUGCUCUGCCUCCUGGGGGUCGCCUUCUCACUGUGGAGCGGGACCCACGCACAGCAGCAGUGGCUGAAAAACUCAUCCGCCUCGCUGGCUUCGACGAGCGCAUGGUAGAGCUCAUCGUGGGUAGCUCAGAGGAGGUGAUCCCGCGCCUACGAACCCAGUACCAGCUGAGUCGGGCAGAUUUGGUGCUCCUGGCACACCGGCCCCGACGUUACCUGCGGGACCUGCAGCUGCUGGAGGCCCACACCCUGCUGCCAGCUGGUGCCACUGUGUUGGCUGACCACGUGCUCUUCCCUGGUGCACCCCGAUUCCUGCAGUAUGCCAAGAGCUGUGGCCGCUACCGCUGCCGCCUCCACCACACUGGCCUCCCAGACUUCCCUGCCAUCAAGGAUGGCAUAGCCCAGCUCACCUAUGCAGGGCCUGGCUGAGGUCUACGUCCAGGGGUACUUACUGCUGCCUCCACACCCCCACCCAAGCAAGGACUUCAGAACAUCCCCUCCCCUCCCUGCUUGAGGCCUGACACAUGCUGGGCUCAGGGCUGGGGAGGCUCUCCUCCCACCUCUGCCCCAUUCCAGCUCCACACUGACCUGAGGCAUCAAGUUCUGUCAGGCUGCUUGGUCCCACUGGUCCCUCUCCUUCUAGAGAGAGCCAUGGACUGACAGGCAAGAGGCCUGAGCUCCCAACCCAGCUCUGUCACUGAUUUGCUGGAUGACACCAGGAGAGUCCCUGCCUUGUUCUGAGAUUUAAUUUGCUCUCUUAACACCAAGGAAGCUAGCUGGGAGUGCUCCGGGGGCCUCCCAGCUCUGGGCCUCAGAAAGCCUGCCCUCCCCAGCCCGUGCGAUUCUGUGUGGGAUCAGAGGAAACAGUAAACACUGAGUUAGAGGCCUUGCAGGAAUGGCUGGGUGCAAGCUGGGACAGAGGAAAUGGCAAUGGACCCU
Molecule: messenger RNA, 1960 nt
Organism: Ceratotherium simum simum (southern white rhinoceros)
Lineage: Eukaryota; Metazoa; Chordata; Mammalia; Perissodactyla; Rhinocerotidae
Gene: TOMT
Product: transmembrane O-methyltransferase
Biological process (GO): catecholamine catabolic process; developmental process; dopamine metabolic process
Molecular function (GO): catechol O-methyltransferase activity
Source: RefSeq, a predicted model, not a curated record